Prunus armeniaca (apricot) is the source of this 1077-nucleotide messenger RNA. Lineage: Eukaryota; Viridiplantae; Streptophyta; Magnoliopsida; Rosales; Rosaceae. The record is from the annotation of a GenBank genome assembly.
AUGGCUACGCCAAUGCUGCUCAUGGCCUCAGAACAGAGCACAACACAAGAACCCACUAAAACCCUUGUCGGGUUCUACGAGGAAUCCAAACCCGAGUCCACCAAAUCCACCAAAGGCACUAAGAAAUCCGGCAAAGCCUCAAACUCUAAAAAGCAACCACAAAGAGGUCUUGGUGUUGCUCAGCUGGAGCGCCUGAGGCUCCAAGACCGCUGGAAGAAAAUGACGGAACUGCCCCAACCGCAACCCCAACCCCAAGUUAUCAAUCUUCCUGAUCAUCAUCAGUACCAGAACUUUCAGCACCAGAACCCCACCAGAACCCUACCCGGCCCACUUGCCAGUGUUCCAGUACAGUACGGUGCAUCCAGCUACAAUGGACCACUGCUGAUCAAGGGCUCUGGUGGUAAUGGCUUGUUUGGUUUUGUGGGUCAGAGGGUUGGGAAUGGUUCUGGGUUUGGUUAUGUUGGAGGUAAUAAUUUGGUGGUGGACCUAAACCCGAGUCCUUACGCAAUCGGGGCUCCGGAUCCGGGGUUUGAAGUUGGGGCUGUGUAUGAGACCUCGAAAGAGCUCUCUUCAAUACCAAAGGUUCAACCUUUGUCUUCUGAUUGCUGUGAUAUCUGCUGCAAGAAGCAGAAGAAGAGGCUCAAUAGUCGGAAUUACGUGGGCUUAAACGGCAGGAGUGGCAAAUCUGCGGCUACUUCACCAAUCAACAGUUCUGGUUUUCUCAGAUUGAACCCGGAAGCCGGUGGUGGCCAAGUGGUGGGGAGAAGUACAGCUCACUCAGACUACCGCAAUGAUGAUCAGGGUGUAGAGGUUAGGGCAGUGCACAGAAAAGGGAGCUCAGCUGGUGGUGGUAUUUUCAUGGAAUAUGAUUUCUUUCCAGCUGCUGGUGGCAAAAGUAGUGAGAUGAGAAGAGGCACUUGUCCCAAGGAGACAGAGAUGUGGCAAACAGCAGAAGCUUCAGUUUCAGUGGGGAGCCAUGAAGAACCUUCUGAUAUUACUGCUUCUAGUUAUGGCUAUGGGAUUGGGGCUGACAGUUAUCAUAAUCCUGUUGAUUUGUCACUCAAGCUUUCAUUUUAG